AUGAAUACACCUUUCCAUCAUGACCUACAACAGCCAGAUGUUUUCUCCUGGAGCAUGCAAACUCCGCCCUCCAGACCCCUACUCGCAUCCAGAGACUCAAAGAGAGUUUGUUUUUACAAGAGUGGAGACCCGCAGUUUUCUGGACACUGGGUUGUCAUCAACAGUCGUACGUUCAAGACGUUUGAUGCCCUGCUGGAUGCCCUUUCAAACAAAGUGCCUCUACCGUUUGGGGUACGCACCAUCACAACGCCCAAAGGUACACACUCCAUCCAGAGCUUAGACGAUCUGCGGCAUGGGGCCUCUUAUGUCUGCUCAGAUCAAAGAAAGGUCAAACCCCUGAACCUAGAUGAGAUCAACCGGAGACAUGUCCCCUGGAACAGCACCAGACCUACCAGCACAGGACGACAGGGGCGCAGAGGACUGAUCCGGCAGCUAGUCAAGAAGAAUGAAGUGGGCAGGAUGGCAAAAAUGGCUGAAAGCUCAGUGACAGUCAGGACACCAAAACGGCUUGUGGUUUUUAAAAACAGAGAUCCCAUCACAAAGCGCAUAGUUGUUUUGCAGAGGAGGACAGCUCCGACUUUUGAGGCUCUCUUGGAAUACCUUUCCCAAGUCAUGCAGUUUCCUGUGGUUAAGCUUUACAUGACUGAUGGCAGACGAGUUGAAGGUCUGCCGGCCCUGAUCCUGUGCUCUGGCAUCAUCAUAGCAGCUGGUAAUGAACCCUUUCAGCCGGCUAACUUCAAUCUCCAAGCAUCUACAUCACGCUCUCAGCCCUCUCACUCGGCCGUAUCUGAAUCCAUGGGACCAACAAAGACACAGCCAUCGCCAAAAAUUCAAGAAAAAACUAUUAGCAGCAGACCAAGAUCAAGAAAUUUCUCAUUAUCAUCAGAAAGAUAUUUCGUAAAUCAGAUCAAUAUGUCACUAAAUGGAAGUCACUCCGAUGAGACUGACAUGAAAAUAGGAUCGAUGGUGAGUGUGAACAACCAAGCACUAGAAUCAGAAGAGAUGGAGAAAUGCGACUUCGCGUCAGGAAUAGAUGAAAGGGAUCGCUUAAUUAUUCCUUCAGACGAUGAGAUUGAGAAAUCCUUUCGCGUGAAUCAGGACGGCAGCAUGACCGUAGAGAUGAAAGUCCGUCUUACUAUAAAGCAAGAGGAGAUGAUUUACUGGACCACCACAGUGAGUCGAGCCUGUGUUAAUAGCCAGGAAAUGGCAGCUUCUUCACAACCAGUCUCAAGCUACAACUCCCCCGAUAAUAAAGACAAUAACAACAAUAGAACAAGACACUCAAAUAUAAACAGCUAUGGAUCCAAAAAUGAGAAUACACAAAGUUGUAAUCCAAUCAAAUUAAAUAAUGAAGGAGACAAUCACUGUGGAAGUGCCACCUCUGAGGCCUUGGAAAACCCCAAACCAUGUUUCAGGCGGCCAUCUACUCCAGGACCUAGACGUGUCAGAAGGAAAGAAACCUCUGCGGAGAAUAUAAAGAGGCGAUCACAAACUGAGGUUCAGGAAAGCAGAGUUGGUACAUACUCAUAUUUGGAGCACACCGCUGAAGGUGAACUACUUGAAGGGUACUGUGUUGUGAGUCAUAGCAGCUCUAGCAGUACAAGACCUGUACCAAAACCCAGGAAGAAAAAUUUGGGAGAAGGCAAACACAAUAAGACUUACUCAACUAUCUCAGGGAUGUCCGAGGUUCUUCAGCUGCACAACAAAGGAAAAGAGAUUACAGAAACUGUAAUGCAUAUUCAUCAUUCACAAGAUAGAUGUGGAAACUAUUUAGCAAAAUCCUGGGCUGAUGAGGAUGACGGGUUUGAAUUUAUGUCUCAAGAACACAGAAAGCCAGACUCAACUGAAUCAGGGCCUCAGUCUUCAAGUAAUGACUUUGAUACUGAUCUUACCAAACUGUCUGGUUCUGGGAAUUCUAGGAACAAUGAACUUUUAACUUUACUGUCUGGUCAAUCAGACCAUUCACAAACAAUAAGCACCUUCACCGACUAUGAAAAUCAAGCCAGGUGUGAAUCCUCAGACAAAGGAGUGGAGAUAUCCGCUAAAGAGAGAAAUAAAAGACUUUUAAGUAAGAAAACAAAAACGGCCCAAAAAUCUGAAAGGUCAAACAAACCUGUGUUUUUGAAAAGCACUGCAAGUGACAAAAAGCAGAAAGGUAGUGUUACAGACUUUUUGAAAGACCUAAAGAACAGUGGUUCUCCAGAAUCUGUUACAGAAAGUGACAGAUAUGGGCAGAAGGUUAAAAAAAGAACGAAAGUUCAGUUACCUGAGAGGAUAAACACAAAAAGUCAUAAUACCAUGUUGAUGGACACAUCUCAAAAUAUAAACUUUGGUCGUAAUGACAUGCUAAGGCCUAACAUGAAGGAAAAAUUAGACCUUUUCCCACCAUCUCAUUCAGCACCUUUUAAGAUUCUGACAAAGCAAAUGUCUGUAAAUGGCAGCAUAACAAAAUCUCCUAAAGGGAGCAAGGAGUUGAGUGAAAGUGUUUCAAUGCCAGUGCUCCAUUCAUCUCCCUGCAACGUGCACCAGUAUGUGGAAAACUGGCUAGAAAAAAACCACCCUGAAUCAGUGCCCUAUAUGGAUGAGUUAAACCCACAAGAAUCUAGAGCUAGGUUCCAGAUUGAAAGUGAUUUCUCAGAUGUUUCAGAGAUGAGAAGUGAAUUAGACAAAGACAAUCUGGUGGAGAAUUGUUCCUCUGUUGAAGUUUCUACUGUGCAGAAGCCAGUGUCUCGACAACCGCUGCAAAUUAGGUGUGAGGGAGAACCUGUGGAGGCACAGAACCUGGGAAGAUUCUGUAAAUCAAUGCCAAGUGUGAGAAUACACACUGCUGAACAGGAGAUUGGCAGAAGAAAGAAUAAAUCUUCAGAGGAUUUCCCAAAAUUGCAAUUGCCAGAUGCUGGCAGUGAAACAUCACCAAACACACAGUUGAGCCCUAGGUCAGGAAUGAAACACGUUUUGGAGCAGUUAUGUUCAUCUAUCAAAUAUAUCAGAAGAGCCUGUAGUCAUUCUUAUCUAUCAACUUUGAAGACGAAGAAGAAAUCCAGUAGCCUUCCUGACUUCUCAUCACAGUUAGCCUCUGUUUUUGGCUCUCCAUCUAAGACUCUUCUCUCCUUCCUGACAGUGAUGACACUGAGAGAUGGAAUCGCCAACUCUGCCAAUGAAAACUCAGAUUCUGCCAAUUCUAAUAACUCAGGCAGUGAUCCAGAAGCUCUGCAGGUCAUGCAAUCCAUCCAAAAGUUGGCCAGCAUAGAGGACGAAGAAGAGCUUAAGGCCAGUCUGGCAAGUCUCCACAGCUCAACUUCUGCUCAGUUAAAGAAGAGUUUGAAAGAUUUCCAAGAAAAAAAUGAUAUCAAAGAAAGUCCCCCGAUGUCACCAAGACAGUCAGAGCAAGAGUUUGCUCUUGAGGUCAACUCAGAAGAGGAAGAUCAAGAUAAAGGGCACAUUUUUGGUAUCAGAGAGGUAAUGGACGAGCUUAACAUGUGUGAGGAUCUCCGCAAAGAGAUUUCUUCACUUGUUAGGAGUGACUUGACAAAUUUCAAUGAAGCAGAUCCCAGUAUGGAGCAUUCUGGUCAUGAAAACCAAACCACCAGUAUUGCUUGUGAGAAUGAGAAUGCUAUAUUAAAAGAUGGUUUUAAGGGGUUCUUAGAGGAAGAAAGAAAAUAUUCUGAGGAAAGUGUAAGUGAAUAUGAUGAUAUUACAAACACUAAGCCUGCAGAGUUAUCCAAAGAAUCUGAAGAACUGCACUUGCUCGAAUCUAAUUCCCUAGCUAUGGAGGAAUCAGAAAGAGGGGAAAAUGUCCAAAUUGAGGAUAUGACUAACCAAGAAGGACUAAUUGUGCAAAUCAAUGAAAUUAUGGAUGAUGUUAAGACAAAGCAGGAAGGGCAUGUUGAUAAUGAGCCAAGCAAAGAUGAUCUGUGUGAGGUCAAACACGACAUGAUGGACAAUAUCCAAAUGAUUGGGGAAAAGUACACAGAGGAUGAGAUAAGCCUAGCUGAUGAGACCCCAAAUUAUAGUCCAAGUAAUCUGGAAGAUCAAGUGAAAUGGCAAGAACAUGUAGGCUGUAUGCAAUCCGAAUCUGAACUGCUUUCUCCCACUUCGGAAAUGGCAAAUUCUGAGGUGAUUGACGAAAUCUUCAGUAAAAGGGGAGAUUGUACAGAUAGUUUAGAAGAAUGUAGCAUGCAUUUAAAGGAAGAAGACACCUAUUGUGAAUCUAGGGAAUAUGCUGAACGUGAAAAUAUAACAUCCGUGGCUUCAGAAACAGAGACUGCAGAAGAACACCACGCAAACAUUAGUCCCAUCCAAACAGAAGAGAAGAAUACAAUACACAACGCUGCUAGAUUAGGAGCGUCCAGCUUUAGUGUAGAUGAAGCUUGCUCACACAAUACUGAUGAUUAUUGCCCAAAGGAAGUUGAGAUCAACAGUGACCAUGAAGAAACAAUGUGUAGCACAUUAGAAUGUGAAAAUCCACCUGCCAAGCCACACCAUUCUUCUGUGUCCGAUCAAGAGGAUAAAAACUCCCACACUUGGCAAGAAACUGAAACUGAGCCUGAGCUCCAGAAAUCAGAAGAGGAGCAGACUCAUAAUGCUAAUGAAAAUGAUGAAGAAGCAGAUGAGAAUGAAGAUUUUGAUCCAGAACCAAUCUCUCCUCUAUAUGUGCAUCAAGAAAGUGAAUAUUCAGACCACUACUAUUCAGUGUCUUCUAAAGGUCGAGAAGCAUUAGCUGAACCUCACCUCCAGUCGAUGGAUGAAGAAAGCGUCAGUAAGAAUCUGACUCCUACUGCUGAGGAAAAAGCGGAUGAAACAGAUGAACUUGAUGACAAGCAGAGCAGUGUAGUAGAUACUGACAAAGUCUUGGAUACUCAGAAUGAAGGCUUUCUGGCAGGGAAAUCAUGCAAAAUCGAGGACAAAAACAAAGCCCAGUCUGAUUCUGCAGGCUUAGAAGAAGCAGAUAUGGAUCAUGAAUGUCACUGUGUGCAUCCUACAGUAUUUCCUCAGCAGCUGCUGGAUUUUGUCAAUUUAGCACUGAAGUCGUCUGCUCUGAUUUUCACAUAUGAUUCAAAUGGCUUUCUACGUAUCGAACCAGACAGAUGCAAAAACAGAGUGAUGUCUUUAACUAAAAGCAAUAUAGACAAUCAAUAUGCUAGGACAUGCCUUCCUAGCCCCAAUACAUCUGACCUCUCCGAUUACAGGCCUGAUACAUCAGACAGUGGAGGAGACCUGUCACGGGUUUCUACAGAUCUUUUUACAGAAAGUGGAGAGGACGAGGCAGAGAGGUUGCUCAUUUACCAAGGUAACAUAAAGCAAAGCUCUGAGAACAUGGACAGAAAAGCUAAAUCCCUGGAUAAUGGUUCAAAGAAAGCUUAUCCAGACACAAAACUAAUAGCUAGCCCUAAUUUAAAGAGCAUUAACAGUCUUAGCUCUUUUCCUGACUCCAUGGUUAACAGUAUUUUGCAGGAGCCAGUCUACUGCAACUCUUCAGACUCUACUGGGAAUUCUGAGCUUGCACAAUGUCUAGCCUUUCAUACAAAGACUGGCUCCGAGGAAGGGAUCCUGAUAGAUAAGGGCAGGUGGCUUCUUAAAGAAAAUCACCUCAUUCGUAAAUCUCCUCCUGUUCCUAUGGGAAUGUAUGAAAAUGUAGACACGACUUCGGUUGACACAGGUCACACCAGUGAGGACGCUCCCUACAUACCUUGUGGGAUACAACCGUCCCAACUAGCUGUCAUAUCCUCUUCCGAACUGGAAGACAUGACCAAGCCAUCAACACCCAAGUGUACAUACUUCAACAUGUCCCACAGUAGCGACUCGGACCCUUUCCUGGAUAACCAGAGCGUUACCAGUAACAGAGGAAGAGGUUUCACUCGAAAAAGCAAGGAAGUAUCACCAAUGGGAGAAACAGCGAGAAUGUGUGCACAGAAAAAUGGAAGCCUGCCCUCUUUUUCAUCCGUUGAGUUUAAACUGGCGUCUGGGAAAGUCCAUCCAGCGGACAGCAUGUCAUCCAGUGUAGUGGAGAAAUUGGCCAAAUCCCAGAGCUUAAGGUGCAACACACCACAUGAAGAAGAGUCAGUAGAGGGUCUGAGUCUUAGAUGUGGACAGCAUUGUCCAAUACUGUAA
Messenger RNA from Hemibagrus wyckioides, 6111 nucleotides. RefSeq lists its product as uncharacterized. NCBI's taxonomy places the organism in Eukaryota, Metazoa, Chordata, Actinopteri, Siluriformes, Bagridae. The transcript has 3 exons. The record is from RefSeq and is a predicted model, not a curated record. Gene Ontology annotation, cellular component: axoneme. Bases 1 to 6111 code for a protein of 2036 amino acids. Gene Ontology annotation, biological process: axoneme assembly; intracellular signal transduction; retina development in camera-type eye.